GAGCCAGGCAACGGAAACGAGUAGAGGUUCAGGCAGCAAGCUCGUCGUGCCUCCUAAAAACAUCGCGUCAGUUCCGCAGUUUGGCCCAGUGCUUUGAUCCCACGACGAGACCAAGGGCAAGGCACAUGGUGCAGUUGUGCUAUGAGAAAACCUUCAUCACCGUGAAGGACGCGAUCGGAUCAGCCCGCGCCAGGAGCUCUCCAGUGAGAACCUUGCGGCGCAGCUCACCGGAGGCCUUGUACGUUGCCAGCCUCCAGCGGGCCAUUGGGCUGACUCCGCCGAUUCCGGUGCCAACCCACGAGCCGGCAGCGGUUCACGAGGCCGAAGCCGAAGCCGUCCGGGCGGCCGAAGACGUCGCCGCGGCUUCCGAGGCGGAAGCGCCGGCAAAGGAGGCGGCGGUCUCCUUUGGCAGUUUGGGUCACCCGGAGCUCUGCUUCAAGCCGUGCCUCUUCAUGACGAGAGGAGGGUGCCCCAGGGGCGGGGAGUGCAAUUUUUGCCACCUGCCACACCAGCCCGCCAAGCUGAACUCGAGGAUGCGCGAGACCUUGAGCGGUCUAUGCCAGGCGGAGAUCCUCGCGCUAGUUCUGCCAUACCUGCAUGCCAAGAACGUGGCUGGAGCGGAUUGCCUUCUUGCGGAGAUGGAGAGCCGCUUGGCCGCUCUGCCGCGUGCUGGCUGCGCCGUGCCACCGUCGAUGAUCAGUGAGCUGAACCGGGCCCUGCGCCGGCUCAGCUUCCGCCAGCUGAUCUUGCUGUCGGGCACGCGUGCUGAAGCGGAGCUGGAACGGCUGCAAUGGCUUGCCGCGUAGGGCCGGGGAUGACCGGGGAAUGAUUCCUGCUAUGGUGCCGGAUGGGGACCAGUGAAGAAUGAUUUUGCGCGCUUACGCAAACGAGCGCUUGGUGUCAACCAGACGCGUAGGGGCAGUCUGGCAACGUUCAGGCAACGGGUGCGGCGGCAAGCUGUGUGCGACUCUCCUAGGCGGUGAGAUCGGACACAGCAUUGCCCUUUUUCCAGGAACAUCCUUGGUUGUGACCUAGUGACCAGGGCUUUGGGAGAGCUUGCCA
Messenger RNA from Effrenium voratum, 1062 nucleotides. Lineage: Eukaryota; Dinophyceae; Suessiales; Symbiodiniaceae. The record is from the annotation of a GenBank genome assembly.